Bombyx mori (domestic silkworm) is the source of this 1717-nucleotide messenger RNA. It is a transcript of the gene Pex3, whose product is annotated as peroxisomal biogenesis factor 3. The record is from RefSeq and is marked provisional. Gene Ontology annotation, biological process: protein import into peroxisome membrane. Lineage: Eukaryota; Metazoa; Arthropoda; Insecta; Lepidoptera; Bombycidae. Gene Ontology annotation, cellular component: peroxisomal membrane. Gene Ontology annotation, molecular function: protein-macromolecule adaptor activity.
CUUAAUCUACUCCAUGUUUAAUUUCUUCUAAUGAUUGUUAAAAGUUAAAAGUGUACAUAUCUGAUUAGAGAAAAUAGAAACUGUAAUUCUGAUGUAUGCAUAUGAAGUGUUUUUAAAUAAAAUCAACCUUUGAUUAUGUCAGAAACAGACAACGUCGAUCCGCAACUGGAAAACUUCAUUCUCGCCGAAACACAAAAACAACGUUUCCAGGUCCUUGUUCACGGUCUCACAGAUACCUGCUGGGACACAUGUAUGGGAAAACCAUCAACACGGCUAGACUCGAAGACUGAAGUAUGUAUUAUGAACUGUGUGGAAAGGUUUAUUGAUGCUACAACUUAUAUUACAAAGCGACUAAUGAGUACAACUAAAUACCGAUCUGAUGCUCCAUUAGAAUUCCAAUAAAUCAAACUCAAAAUGUUUUCUAACAUCAAAAACUUUUUAAAUCGUCAUAGAAGAAAGUUCUUUGUGACUGGAGCAGUUGUAGGUGGGCUUUAUGUACUCACAAGCUAUGCUCAGAAAAAAUUAAGAGAUUGGCAGGAGAAAGAAGCAAAAAAGUUCUUUGAGAUGACUCGCAAAAAACAGCAUUUUGAAGGCACUGAGAGAACAUGCAACCAAACAAUACUUUCACUUUCUAAAAUUGUAUCUGAAAGUAUUUUGAGUUUGCUAAACACAGAGGAGAUUGUACAAAAACUGCAAGAGAAUCCUGAAGAUAAAUUGGCACUAUGGGAACAAUUGAAAAUCACAAUUUUUACAAGAAUUUGUGUUUUAGUCUAUGGCCUGUGCAUGCUUCAAGUUGCACUCAGAGUUCAAUUAAAUGUCAUUGGUGGUUAUCUAUAUAAAGACUCUGUACAAGAAGGAGAUCCAAUUGUAGAUAGUAACUUACAAACAAAAUACCUGUCUCUGUGCCACUAUUUUGUAGGACAAGGUAUAGAAGACUUGAUCAAGAGAAUUGAAAAAAUUGUUAAAAGAGUUGUAGAACCAGUUUUGCUUAAAAAAAAGAUCACUUUACAGGAAGUAGAGCAGAUGUUCUGGUCUAUUCAAACUAUUUUGUGUACUGACACCGUUGAAGGUGAUCCUCUAAAAAACAUGGUGUAUUAUUUAAUUGGUCACAAUGAAAUAAAUGAUUCGAAAUUGGAUACAAUUGUUAAAGAAACAAUGGACAUUUUAGAAAGUGAUGAAGUAAUUUCAGUUACAAUGUCAUCAGUUAGCAGAAGUUUUUCAUGUGUCAUUGAUGAAGUUGCAAAUUUAUUUGUGACCAAAUCGAUACCACCAAGUAAGAAUCAAUUAGAAGUAGAAGAUCAUGUCAUCACAAGUGGAGUAUUAAAAUUGAAGAGCGAGCCUUUUGUUGAUGUGAACAAAGUAGAGAUUUACUUUGUUAAAUUGUUACCUGUUAUCAAUGACCUUAUUACUAAGAACAUGUGCAAAGGUGACAACAACAUUCCAGAUUUAUUAACACAACAGCUAACACUUAAUGAAAAGUUGAAGCUAUUAGGUGCAAACAUUUAUGAAGUAUUUAGUAAUUCAUAAUUAAGUACAUGUUAGAUAUUAGUUGUUAAAAUAUUAUUGCCGCACUUAUAUAUCAAUUUCAAUAUAAAUUAUGCAUACCUUUGUAUAGUUUCAGGGAAUUUUGAGCGUUCCUCAAAACUUUACUUUUGUGACACUUAUUGUCACUGCAAUGUCAUGACGUUUUUUCGAACUAAUAAUUUUAAGAAUGGUG